Messenger RNA from Penicilliopsis zonata CBS 506.65, 1548 nucleotides. RefSeq lists its product as hypothetical. The record is from RefSeq and is a predicted model, not a curated record. The transcript is spliced from 5 exons. Gene Ontology annotation, molecular function: branched-chain-amino-acid:2-oxoglutarate transaminase activity. The coding region runs from base 170 to 1417 and encodes 415 amino acids. NCBI's taxonomy places the organism in Eukaryota, Fungi, Ascomycota, Eurotiomycetes, Eurotiales, Aspergillaceae. Gene Ontology annotation, biological process: L-leucine biosynthetic process; L-valine biosynthetic process. Gene Ontology annotation, cellular component: mitochondrion.
CGGGACCUUCCUGUGAGUUCCGCAUUUGUAAUUUUCGGUGUCUCACCGUCUGUUCAACAGAGUCAUAUCGGAAAGAGUCAUAUCGAUUCUAUCUACUUGGCAAUUAUAAAACUGCGGAGUGUCUUUGCCCCAACUUCUGCCUUCCGAGCAACACAAAAGAUAAGCCGAAAUGAAGUCGCUACAGCAAUUGGCGCGCCGUGGAGCGCUGCCUCGAUAUACCGCACCUCGCGCGAUGCCAUUGAACAGAUCUGGUGCGAAUCGGCUAUGGCAGAGAAGCUUUAGCCAGACUCCUGCCGCGGCCUCCCAGCUCGCUGCGCUUGACGCUUCUAAGCUGUCUAUCACCAAGACCACCACCCCUAAGGAGGUGAUCCCUCCCAAAGAGCUUGUCUUUGGAAAGACUUUCACUGACCACAUGCUUUGUAUCGAAUGGACGGCCGAGGAUGGAUGGCACGAGCCUCGAAUCACCCCAUACCAGAACUUCAGCAUGGAUCCGGCUACAUGCGUGUUCCACUAUGCCUUUGAGUGUUUUGAGGGCAUGAAGGCUUACAAGGACAAGAAUGGUCAGGUCCGGUUGUUCCGCCCUGACAAGAACAUGGCACGACUAAACAAGUCCUCCGCACGCAUUGCUCUCCCUAAUUUCGAUGGCGAGGCAUUGAUCAAAAUGAUGGGAGAAAUGGUGAAGCUAGACAGCAGAUUUGUCCCAGAGGGACGAGGAUACUCAUUGUACCUUCGACCAACCAUGAUCGGUACCCAGAAGACCCUGGGCGUCGGACCCCCGGGAUCCGCUCUUCUGUUUGUCAUCGCUAGCCCCGUCGGGCCAUACUAUCCCACCGGCUUCAAGGCCAUCUCCCUGGAAGCCACUGAUUACGCUGUCCGCGCGUGGCCUGGCGGUGUUGGCGACAAGAAGCUGGGUGCCAACUAUGCGCCGUGCGUUGUUCCGCAACUUCAGGCCUCCUCCCGUGGUUUCCAGCAGAAUCUGUGGCUUUUCGGCGAAGAAGAGUACGUGACCGAAUCUGGUACGAUGAAUCUCUUCAUUGCUGUCAAGAACAAGGAAACUGGUCAGAAGGAGCUGGUGACUCCUCCCCUGGAUGGAACUAUUCUUGAAGGAGUUACUCGAGACUCUAUUCUGGGGCUGGCCCGGGAGAGGCUGGUGCCCAAGGGCUGGGCUGUCUCCGAACGUAAGAUGCGCAUGUCGGAGGUUGUGGAGGCCUCAGAGGAGGGAAGACUGCUGGAAGUGUUCGGAGCCGGUACGGCUGCGAUCGUCAGCCCCGUCCGCAAAAUCAGCUACAAGGGUAACCUGGUGGACUGCGGUCUGAAGGAGAACGAGGAAGCCGGCGAGAUUGCCCUAUCGAUGAAGAACUGGAUCGAGGAUAUCCAAUACGGUGACGAGGAGCACCAGUGGAGCUACCGUGUAUAGAGGCUCCCCCCUUUAGGUGUUAAUAAGUGGCGCAGUAUGUCUAGUCUCUCUAUUGAGACACCCUAUCUCUGUUAAUCUAUCUCAAAUUUCCUCUUUUGGUUAGCAGCAGCGAAUCAAUUAAUCUAGAAAGG